UCGUUUCAUUUGUUGGCAUUGUCAAUAAGUUUGAACACAACCACUUUGUUAAUUACUUAUAAGACAAAUCCUGUGAAUCCAUUCAUCUACACUUUUGAGUUGAUAGGAUCUUCAAGAGAGAGAGUGAGAGAAUGGAAGAAAAGGGUGAUGUGUUGAGCAGCUUGCCAAGCGAAAUUCUGCAGCACAUAAUCUCAAUGCUUUCUCUGAAAGAGGCAGUUCAAAUCAGCACUCUAUCCACAUCGUGGAGGAGACUAAUGUGCCCUUCCCGCCUCAACUUAUCAUCAUCCAAUCAAGAGCUGCAUCACACCAUCCAAUCUCUGUCGGAAUCCGGCGCCGGUUUUCGGACAUUAAUCCUCCACCUCGACGCCGCUGCCUUGGCCGUCUGCACCAAAGGCGUCAACGGCGAACUCCACCUCGACUUCUCACUACACAUACUCAUCCCCACCACCUUCAGUUUGAUCGUCAAACAAGCUACUCGCCGCCCCUCCUUCUCUCACAUCAAAACUCUGCACCUCAGAUCGAUCCCCCGUCUCGCGGGAGACACGCUGAGCGAUCUGUGCUCGCGCGUGGAGGACUUGAAGAUGGAGAAAUGCAGCGGAUUAGAGAGCAUCGAGAUCGAAUCGAGCGAGAGCCUGAAGAAUUUGGAGAUCUCCGAUUGCCCCAACAUUGUGAGGAUAGUAUUGGUGUCUGCUCGUAAGCUCAAGUCGUUGUGGUAUAAGGGAGUCUUCCCGCUCAUUCGGCUUCUCAACGUUCCGAAUUUGGUCCGAGUGGGGUUGGAUUUGGGAGAUGGUUUAGGUGGGAAGGAGUUGGACUGCGAGGAUUGUGUGUCUCUUCUGUCCUCUCUCAAAGACAUCGAGUCCCUUCAACUCAGCUCUUGCCUCGUUGAGGCUCUGUGCUGUUGUGGGGUGAUAUUCAGGCAGCUGGAUUUCCGGUUCAGCCGCCUCAAGGAUUUGAAGAUGAUAUGCUCCAAAGUAAGCAGCAAAACACGCGAUUCAUUCGCGUGUUUCUUACACAUCACUCCAUCCUUGGAGGAACUAGAAUUGAGAGUGCGGAUUGAGCAGGGUUGGGGUGGUGGUGUUGAAUAUCCGACUCACUGCCAGAAUUGGCACGAUGCUCAUCUUUGGAAGGAUUACGCGACUGUCAAGGAGGAGGCGUGUCGACUCAAACACAUGAAGAGGGUCAGGAUUAUGGGGUUCACCAUGGAAAGAGAUGAGCUGCUGUGGAUGGAUCUUUUGCUCCAUAAUGGGAUCAAUCUCAAGGAGAUGAUCGUUGAUGAUUGUUGGAGGGUCGCGAAAGUUCCAUUUACUCAGCUCAACUACAUUAAACUUCAAUAUUUGUUGAUUCCUUGCCCUGAUAUUCAUUCCUAUUUUGUCUUAAUUGCGGAUUCAACUCCCAAAUUGUGAACUAGUACAUUGUUCUUCAUUAAUGGACUGCUGCAACUACUGUAAGGAUCAAUUUGGCGAGAAACACAUGGUUUAAAAAGAUACUCUCACAGGUUUAAUUGUUGA
This is a messenger RNA of Salvia miltiorrhiza (redroot sage), 1508 nucleotides long. Its product is annotated as F-box protein At5g03100-like. The record is from RefSeq and is a predicted model, not a curated record. The coding region runs from base 132 to 1403 and encodes 423 amino acids. Lineage: Eukaryota; Viridiplantae; Streptophyta; Magnoliopsida; Lamiales; Lamiaceae. The transcript has a single exon. Gene Ontology annotation, molecular function: protein binding.